CUUCAACAACUGUGCGCGCUCCGGAGCGGCUGGUACUUAACGCCUGGCGUCUCGUCUCAGAUCAGGAGCCGCGAGAGGAUCCAGCUAACGAAUGAAAGACGAUAAACACGGGUCGUGUGGACGUUUCCUCGCCAAACAGCCGGCGCUUCUCCUGCAGUGAGCUGAGGGAUAUUUCGUCCGAGGGGUCCCCACAUUUCAAGAGAAGACUAAAGCCUUACUUGGAAAUCUUAUGGACGAAGAAAUGAGUCGCCAGACUGCCACCGCGCUGCCCACAGGAACCUCCAAGUGCCCCCCCUCCCAGCGCGUGCCCACCCUGUCAGGCACCACGGCCUCUAACAGUGACCUGGCCAGCCUGUUCGAGUGCCCUGUCUGCUUCGACUAUGUCCUACCCCCCAUCCUGCAGUGCCAGUCCGGACACCUGGUAUGUUCCAACUGCCGGCCCAAGCUCACCUGCUGCCCCACCUGCCGGGGCCCCCUGGGCUCCAUCAGGAACCUGGCCAUGGAAAAGGUGGCUAACUCGGUCCUCUUCCCCUGCAAGUACGCCUCAUCGGGCUGCGAAGUCACCCUGCCUCACACCGACAAGACGGAGCACGAAGAGCUGUGCGAGUUCCGGCCGUACUCCUGCCCCUGCCCCGGCGCCUCCUGCAAGUGGCAGGGCUCCCUGGACGCCGUCAUGCCUCAUCUGAUGCACCAGCACAAGUCCAUCACCACACUGCAGGGGGAGGACAUUGUGUUCCUGGCCACAGACAUCAACCUCCCCGGAGCGGUGGACUGGGUGAUGAUGCAGUCGUGCUUCGGCUUCCACUUCAUGCUGGUGCUGGAGAAGCAGGAGAAGUACGACGGCCACCAGCAGUUCUUUGCCAUCGUGCAGCUCAUCGGCACUCGCAAGCAGGCCGAGAACUUCGCCUACCGGCUGGAGCUCAAUGGUCACCGGCGCCGCCUGACCUGGGAGGCCACGCCGCGCUCCAUCCACGAGGGCAUCGCCACGGCCAUCAUGAACAGCGACUGCCUGGUGUUCGACACGUCCAUCGCGCAGCUUUUCGCAGAGAACGGCAACCUGGGCAUCAACGUCACCAUCUCCAUGUGCUAAGAACUUUUGAAGAGCAGAGGGUCAAACUGUUACAGAUUGUCAGGGGGCAUUUUUUAGGGGGUCAAAUAUGUUGUGACCUCACAGCGCCCUGCCCCUCUCUGCCUCACCCCUAGAGACGUGGAACUGGACUGUCUGAUCGGGCAGCCGUGGAGGCCCAGGGGGUGGGUGGGAUGGAUGGAUGGAUGAGUGGAGGAAUAAUAAACACAAGGACGUAACUGUAAUGAUGGUUAUAGACUUCUACACACAUAAACAUGUAUGUGAGACUCGUGCACGCACACGCUGUCUCGUCCUCUCUCGGUCAUAAACACAGACACAAACUGAGAAGCUGUUUAGUAAAACUCGCUCGUCAAACUUCUCAUUUCUUCGUCACGUCUUUCUGGGAGUGAAUUCCCAACACUCCAGUUUAAGUGUCUCUCUCUCUCUCUCUCUCUUUCUCCUCUUCGUCAUCCUCACACAUUUCACACCUGCAGCUGCAGGACGCUGGAGGCCGCUCACCGCUGAGCAGCUCUGUGGCGGCCGCACACACCGAGGACGGCUCGAACUAUAGUUUCACUACGGACUCCCGGUCAGCGCUAGGAAGCUCUCCAGCAGUCUAGCUUCUUUCUGUUAGUAACCCCCCCCCUCCCCCUCCCCGUGCUCGUCAGACCUCCUGGUUACCGUUAAACUAGUUGGACCGGAACCACGGCUGUGGCUCACACAUUUGGAUUUUUAUGUCCACCUGUGACACUGAUGUGGGCGGAUGCGACUGGAAUCGUCCCCCACAGGCCCGGAUGACUGUAGCACCCACGACCACGAGGUUCUGUCCAGGACCCGAACCUUUGAUCGGCAUCGAAGGUUCCUGGAUCUCCCACAUCGUCACGGUUUCCCUCCGGUCCACAGUGGUCGUCAUCGCAGUCAUUAGUCUGCUCUCAUACUGUCAGGAUUAAUGACGGCCGUCAGCUUCGUCAGCCCCGGAUUUCUUUUUCUUGAAUCUCUUUAUUUUCGCAGGACACAAAAGUGGCGUCCUGACACACAAACACAAAAGUCUCUGCGUAACAAGCCGCCUGUGUGUGUGUGUGUGUGUGUGUGUGCACGCAGGUGUAAAAAUGAAAUGAGUGUGUGUCGGAGCAUUUUUGAACGAGGAAGAGAGAAUGUCUUCUUUUUAGUUUUUUUGUUUUUCACAGCGAGGAGGAAAAAAAACACUGCAUUUCAGUUGAUUAAGUUUUUUUUCGGAGUUUAUUCUUAAGUCUGUUUCUUUUAAUUAUUUUAGUUUUGGGGGUUUUUUUUGUAUGAAAGGAGAGAAUAAGUCCUGAUGUGUGUGUGUGUCUUUGUGAGUGUGUGUACAUGUGUGCGCGAGCCGGACAUUUGGCAGGAAGCCUGCUCACUUUCUCUCUUUCCUCUUCUGAGACUCUUCUUUUAUUUCUCCUUCCUCUUCCUCCUCUCCUCGCUCGGUCGCCGGCCUCAACCACUGACUGACUGAUCACCCAACCAGGAAUGAGGGACAGUUUCUACCGUUACGAUGUUGCUAUUGUUAUUAUUAAAUGGAGAUUAUCAUAAUUAUCAUUUUUGUAAUGACUUUUAAAAACAAAAGUUAAAGGCAGUUGUAAAACUUGUGGCUAAACUUCAGUGUUUGUAGUUAAAAAGCAAGUUGUGUCGUUCUUCUGAAGGUUUGUGUUUUUCUUUCCCCUCUACAAGUGGAUUGUUUUUUCCCCCUCAUCUAUUUGUCUCUGUCCUUUUUGUUUGUGUGGUAAGUCUUUUCUUUUUUUCUUUUUUUUUUGUCUGUGAGGAGGGAGGGAGGUCAAGCCAAUCUUCUCUCCCUUUCUCCCUAAGUGGAGUCUCAGUCGUGUUGCUGCUCUCCCUCAACUCCUUGACUUUAUUUCUGUUUUAAUUUGUCAUUAAAUAAAUCUAUCUUUUUCAUA
Molecule: messenger RNA, 2988 nt
Organism: Paralichthys olivaceus (Japanese flounder)
Lineage: Eukaryota; Metazoa; Chordata; Actinopteri; Pleuronectiformes; Paralichthyidae
Gene: siah1
Product: siah E3 ubiquitin protein ligase 1
Biological process (GO): proteasome-mediated ubiquitin-dependent protein catabolic process; multicellular organism development
Cellular component (GO): cytoplasm
Molecular function (GO): ubiquitin conjugating enzyme binding; zinc ion binding; ubiquitin protein ligase activity
Source: RefSeq, a predicted model, not a curated record